Thermothielavioides terrestris NRRL 8126 is the source of this 1524-nucleotide messenger RNA. RefSeq lists its product as uncharacterized. The record is from RefSeq and is a predicted model, not a curated record. Lineage: Eukaryota; Fungi; Ascomycota; Sordariomycetes; Sordariales; Chaetomiaceae. Gene Ontology annotation, biological process: transmembrane transport. Gene Ontology annotation, molecular function: transmembrane transporter activity. The transcript is spliced from 4 exons. The coding region runs from base 1 to 1524 and encodes 507 amino acids.
AUGGACAAGCUGGACGCGCCGAAUAACACAGCACAGCAUGUCGAGGGACCGCCCACGGACCCCAGCGCUAUCGAGGCAUCGAAGCCCGAGGCAUUCUACGUCGAAGACCGUGUCGCCCUUCUCACCGAAGAGCACCGUCAAUAUCUGCUGGCUCGCCAUGGCACGCUGGAUCUGGACCCUAUCCCAGAUAUGAACGACGCGGACCCGUACAAUUGGUCGGGCUGGAGAAAAACCAUCAACCUCACUCUCGUCGCUUUCCAUGCUAUGAUGAGCACUUUUACCGCCGCGUCCAUCAUGUCAGCGUUCGUCGACAUCUCGGCAGACUUGGGCGUGAGCCUGCAACGUACCAGCUACCUGGUCUCGCUGUUCAUCGCCGUCCUUGGUGGAGCGCCCCUCUUCUGGCGACCGUUAUGCAACCGCUUCGGACGCCGGCCCAUAUUCCUGUUGUCUGUGCUCUGCAGCUUGGUCGGAAACGUUGGGUGCGCCGAGAGCCACUCGUACGCUACGAUGGGUCUGUGCCGGGCGAUUACUGCCUUCUUUAUCAGCCCGGCUGCCGCGAUCGGCAGCGCUACCGUUGCCGAGACGUUCUUUAAGAAGGACCGCGCGCGGUGCAUGGGAUACUGGACCUUGAUGGUGACCAUUGGUGUCCCCAUCGCGCCUUUCAUCUUUGGCUUCGUUGCUAUACGCGUUGGAUACCGUUGGAUCUACUGGAUCCUCGCUAUUGUCAAUGGCGUUCAAUUCAUCCUCUACCUCUUCUUCGGCGCCGAGUCCCUGUAUAUGCGUGGCGAGAGUGCUACACAUGAGGUGACUAGCGUUAAGCAGAGCCUUUUCAAGUUCGGCCGCAUCGACCCAACCCCGCUACGUCUGUGGGACUUCGUCCAACCCCUCAGCUAUGCUGCAAAGCCCAGCGUCAUGAUUCCCGCUGCCGCCUAUGCUAUGAUCUUCCUAUGGGGCAGCGUCAUGCUCACCAUCGAGAUGCCCCAGGUUUUCCCAGAGCAGUUCGGCUUGAAUACGCAACAGGUCGGAUUGAACUUUCUGGGUGUUGUGGUUGGGUCCAUCCUAGGCGAGCAGAUUGGUGGUUUCAUUUCCGAUCGCUGGAUGUUGCUGCGGCAGAAGACAUCAGGACAGUACCCGGCUCCCGAGUACCGUCUGUGGCUCAGCUACAUUGGUCACGCUCUGACCAUCUGUGGCGUUGUUGUCUUCUGUGUGCAGACCGGCAAUGCUGGCAAUAGCUGGAACAUUACCCCCAUUGUUGGUGCUGCAAUUGCCGCCGCCGGGAACCAGAUUGUCACCACUGUCAACGUCACCUAUGCUGUUGACUGCUAUCGCCCGGACGCCGCCAGUGUCGGCGUCUUCAUCACCUUCGUUCGUCAGGUCUGGGGCUUCAUUGGUCCCUUUUGGUUCCCACAGAUGUUUGAGAACGUGGGCUGGGCUGGCGGUGCUGGUAUUGUUAUUGCGCUGAUCGCAGCUGUCGGUAUCAUUCCCACUAUGGUAUUGCAGUGGCGCGGAGCGAAUUGGCAUUGA